This is a messenger RNA of Suillus paluster, 496 nucleotides long. RefSeq lists its product as uncharacterized. Bases 92 to 259 code for a protein of 55 amino acids. NCBI's taxonomy places the organism in Eukaryota, Fungi, Basidiomycota, Agaricomycetes, Boletales, Suillaceae. The record is from RefSeq and is a predicted model, not a curated record. The transcript has a single exon.
AACGAGUGACUGCGCAGUCGCAGGCAUCAUCUCAAGACGUGCCACUUUUCUUUGCUUUCUCGGUCCUCCAUGGUUGGGGUUACAUCUGCGCAUGCUUUUUGCUGGCCUGUCCUGCAGCGGCGUAUAUGGCACAAUCAACCGAAGUCUCAUUGAUACUGAGAAAUUGCUUCACCACCUCGAUCAGCCUACUGAAGUGGUUGAUGAACCUGAUGCUAAGGAAUUAGUAGUCUCGAACGGCGAAGUUGACCCAUGGCUGUAAUUAAUACCAAUAAGCCGUGCUAUUGUUGAAGUUGUCUUGCAUCAUGCUUCGUAGUGUGCCUAUCGUCCUCGCCGUCGUGUGCCACUAGUGGCAUACAGCGAGCAAGCGUGAGAAACAGCAACGAGACACAACAUCCUUGGGCUCAACAGUCUCGAGUGGAAUUGGCUGUAAUUCAACAUAAGCUGUAUUAAUCACAUGGUAGAGUACUUAGAGUUAUGGUUAUGUCGAAGCAGAAGC